Messenger RNA from Podarcis muralis (Common wall lizard), 6633 nucleotides. It is a transcript of the gene SREBF2, whose product is annotated as sterol regulatory element binding transcription factor 2. The record is from RefSeq and is a predicted model, not a curated record. Gene Ontology annotation, biological process: positive regulation of transcription by RNA polymerase II; positive regulation of cholesterol storage. Gene Ontology annotation, cellular component: nucleus. Lineage: Eukaryota; Metazoa; Chordata; Lepidosauria; Squamata; Lacertidae. Gene Ontology annotation, molecular function: DNA-binding transcription factor activity, RNA polymerase II-specific; protein dimerization activity; RNA polymerase II cis-regulatory region sequence-specific DNA binding.
GCAGGUGGAUGGGCGGAGUAGGCGGAGGCUGGGCCAAGAUGGCGCCGCCGCGCGGGGCCGGGAGCCUCGGGAGCCUGAGCUGAGGCAGCGCCGCCCGGCCGGGAAGGGGUUAACGCUCUGGGUGUCACCCCGGCCGCUCCCUGGGACGGGCUGCUGACUCGCGGGCGGCGGCGGCGGCGGCGGCGGAGGAGCCGGUUGCGCCUCGCCGGCGAUGGAGAGCGGCGAGCUGAGCAGCAUGGAGACCAUGGAGACCCUGACGGAGCUCGGCGACGAGCUCACGCUGGGCGACAUCGACGAGAUGCUCCAGUUCGUCAGCAACCAAGCCGGAGAAUUUCCAGAUCUGUUUUCUGAACAGUUGUGUGGCUCCUUCCAAAGCAACAGCGUAUGUAAUAGUGGUGGAACCUCAGAUCCCACGUCACAGAGGCCCUACAGCCAGGGGCAGCUACAGACCUUCUCUCCUAGUGCAGCUUCUCCCCAGCUUCAGACCGUGCAAGUGAAGGUGUCUCAGACAACUGCCGCAACACCUGUUCCACAGCGGACGGCACCUGCUCUUCAGCCUCGUCCCCAGGUUCAGCCUCAGCUCCAGCAGCAGACUGUGAUGAUUACUCCAGCUUUCAGCUCUGCUCCCCAGACCCGGUUCAUUCAGCAGCCUGUAAUAUACCAAAACGCAGCCACAAGUUUUCAAGUGCUGCAACCCCAGGUUCAGAGCCUGGUGACUUCCUCGCAAGUUCAACCAGUCACUAUCCAGCAGCAAGUGCAAACGAUGCAAGCUCAGAGGGUAUUGACACAAACAGCCAACGGUACCAUCCAGACACUGACCCCGGCCACAGUCCAGGCAGUAGCUGCCCCUCAAGUCCAGCAGGUUCCAGUCCUUGUCCACCCACAGAUAAUCAAGACUGAUUCUCUUGUCUUAACAACAUUGAAAGCUGAUGGCAGCCCUGUUAUGACUGCUGUUCAGAAUCCAGCCCUCACAGCACUGACCACGCCUAUUCAGACAACAGCCUUGCAGACUUUAGUUGGUGGCAAUGGUACCAUCUUGACCACCAUGCCCAUGGUGAUGGGAGGGCAGGAGAAGAUGCCCAUCAAGCAGGUGCCUGGUGGUGCCAAGCAACCAGAACCACCAAAGGAAGGAGAGAGGCGGACAACCCAUAAUAUAAUUGAGAAGCGGUACCGAUCAUCUAUAAAUGACAAGAUCAUAGAAUUGAAGGACCUAGUCAUGGGAACAGAUGCAAAGAUGCACAAGUCCGGGGUACUGAGAAAGGCCAUUGACUACAUUAAGUACCUGCAGCAGGUUAACCAUAAGCUGCGUCAAGAGAACAUGGUCCUGAAGCUUGCUAAUCAGAAAAACAAGCUGUUGAAGGGGUUUGACCUAAGCAGUUUGGUGGACAAUGAUGUGGAUCUGAAGAUGGAUGACUUCAACCAAAAUGCUCUGUUGAUGUCUCCUCCAGCCUCUGACACAGGGUCACAAGCAGGCUUUUCCCCUUAUUCUAUUGAUUCAGAACCAGGAAGCCCACUGCUGGAUGAUGCAAAGGUUAAAGAUGAACCUGACUCUCCAGCUGCCGCUCUUGGAAUGGUUGACCGCUCACGGAUGCUGCUUUGUGCUCUUACGUUCCUCUGUCUCUCCUUCAACCCUCUAACAUCCCUCCUGGAGGGCCAAAGGACAGCUGACUCUGAUGGUUCUGUACAUCAUAGCUCAGGGAGGAGUAUUCUGUCAAUAAACUCAGGCUCUGGUGGCUGGUUUGGCUGGAUGAUGCCCACUCUGAUCCUGUGGCUUGUGAACGGUGUUAUUGUCCUGAGUGUGUUCAUAAAACUCCUAGUACAUGGAGAGCCAGUGACCCGACUGCACUCCCGGUCAUCGGUUACUUUCUGGCGGCAUCGGAAACAAGCAGACCUGGAUUUAGCUAAGGAAGAUUUUACUGCUGCUGCAUCAAACUUACAGACUUGUCUGUCUGCCCUGGGCCGAGCACUGCCUGCCUCUCGUUUAGACUUGGCCUGCGGCCUGUCCUGGAACGUUAUCCGCUACAGUCUCCAAAAGUUGGGGUUGGUGCGUUGGUUGCUAAAGAGGACAUCUCGGCAGAGACGAGCAACAGAAGCCCCUGCAGGUUUUGAGGAUGAAGCCAAAACUAGUGCGCGUGAUGCAGCUCUAGCCUAUCAUAAGCUCCAUCAGCUCCAUAUCACAGGUAAGCUACCAUCCAGCUCUGCCUACUCAGGAUUGCACAUGGCUCUGUGUGCUGUGAAUCUGGCUGAAUGUGCAGAAGAGAAGAUUUCACCAAGCACACUGGCAGAAAUUCACCUGACUGCUGCAGUUGGCUUGAAGACCCGCUGUGGUGGCAAGCUGGGCUUCCUGGCGAGUUAUUUCUUAAGUCAAGCCCAGAGCUUGUGUAGUUCUGAGCGCAGUGCCAUCCCUGACUCUUUGCGUUGGUUGUGUCACCCAUUGGGGCAAAAGUUUUUUGUGGAGCGGAAUUGGACAGUGAAAACAGCUGCCAAGGAGAGUCUAUAUUGCACUCAGAGGAACCCAGCUGAUCCCAUUGCACAGGUGCACCAGGCAUUCUGUGAGAACCUCCUGGAGAGAGCUGUUGAAUCCCUUGUGAAACCUCAGAUUCCAAAGGGGGCUGCAGGACAUGAUGAUGAAGAACCCUGUGAAUUCUCUAAUGCUUUGGAAUACCUGAAGUUACUCAAUUCUUUUGUGGACUCUUUGGGAAUUGGAACACCACCUUUCACUGGAAAUUCUGUGUUGAGGUCUGCACUGGGCCCUGAUGUGGUGUGCAGGUGGUGGUCAUCCGCAAUCACAAUGACAAUCAGCUGGCUCAGGGGUGAUGAUGCAGCCGUGAGAUCCCAGUUUACCAACGUGGAGCGAAUUCCUAAAUGUUUGGAGAUGAUGGAGAAUGCCCUUGUGAAAGCUGUCUUUCAUGUGUGCAAAGCCAUGAACGCCUCCUUGUCAAGCAAGGCAGAUGGGCAGCAGAGCUCCUUUGGCCACUGUGAAAGAGCCAGCACGCACCUUUGGAAUAGCCUCAACAUGAGCAGUGGGGUCUCAAGCACAGGUCUCAAUAACAUGAUCCAGCUGCUAGCUUGCGACCUACUGCUGUCCCUCCGCACCACUCUGUGGCAGAAACAGAUGAACUCCAGCCAGGCCUUGGGAGAGGCCUACCAUGCUUCUGCUUCUGAGCUGACAGGAUUCCAGCGCGACCUCGGCAGCCUGAGAAAACUGGCCCAUAGUUUCAGACCUGCUUAUCGAAAGGUGUUCCUGCAUGAGGCCACUGUGCGUUUGAUGGCAGGGGCCAGUCCCACACGUACUCAUCAGCUGCUGGAGCACAGUCUCAGGCGUCGGACACCCCAGAGUACCAAGCAAGGUGAACUGGACGUCCUUCCUGGGCAGAGAGAGCGAGCUACAGCAAUUCUCUUAGCCUGCCGCCACCUUCCCCUCUCCUUCCUGUCGUCCCCGGGCCAGCGAGCCGUCCUGCUGGCGGAAGCAGCCCGCACACUGGAGAAAGUUGGAGACAAGCGUUCCUGCAAUGAUUGUCAGCAGAUGAUUGUGAAGCUGAGUGGCGGCACAGCAAUUGCGGCUUCCUAACCGUGGAGGAUUGCAGCCUUGUCACUUAUUGAACGGGAUUCUUGCCCCUUCCUAUCCUCCUCCUCCUCCCUUUUUGAACACUGUUCCAGGUUAGGACCAUGAAAGUUGUGAUACGCUAGCCAGGGUAGGGUCUUCUUGUAAACCAGCUUUUGUUGCUAGUAUAUGCCUUCUAGUACAAAGGGUGCCCACACUGGAGCUAGAGAGUGUUCGCAUUUUCGCACACUGAGAGAAGAAUUUGGAAUAGUGAUGAAGAAGGGUGGGUUUGGAAAGGUUGGUCCCCCACCUCUUUACAAAACAAUCUAUCUUUUGAGGAGGGGUUUUCUAGAAAGUAAGAAGAGCUGCCCUCAGCCCUUUUCCUGGCAUCUGCGGUGGCCCUUGAUCUGCACAUCAGGUGCCAUAUGCUUUUGGCAGACCCAGAGAGGAGAUCUGACUCCUUGGUCCUCAGUGGGUUGCAUAGAAGCUUUUCUAUAGAUUCUGCAUUCUCUGAGAGCCUUUGGAGGUUCUCCUAAGGGCAUCACAGUUUUUAAUGCAAUUUGGGGUUUUUAUAGCAUUUUAUGGCUUUAUAAGCACUAAGGACAACAUCUAGGUUUCUCUUCCGUCUUCUUUGUCCUCCCUUCCACUUCUUACUCAUGUAUCUGCCACCUGGCAGCCGAUGGAGCCAUACUGUCGUUAUCUUUGGAGUUGUAUUUCCAUGCCCUAAAAGAGGGGACAAGGAUGGACUUAGUGGUGAACCAGAAGCAGAUUUAAGCUUGUGAUUCAAAAAGCAUGCAUAGACAAACCACUGCUCUUUGUUUAUGGUUUUUUUUUAAAAAAAAUACCUGCAGACCCCCACUCCUCCCCAAAAUCUGGAUUAGGAUCACAGGGAGGGGAUUACGCAUUACUUUAAGAAGUUUGUUGCUGCUGUUUUUUUUGGGGGGGGGAACCCCAAGACAAACUACAGCUUGGGGAAGAUUUUCAGCAGGAAAAAUAGCACAGAGAGGAAAGGUUAAAAACCCCUCCUGAUCAGCGCUCCUACUGUUUCUUUUGUAAAUAAAGAGACACCGUAAGUCUAAGUGCAUUUUUUGAAUCACACGCUUAAAGUCAGCAUUGAGUUUUACCUUAACAAAAAAGCAAACUAGGGGCUGAAUUCAUUGUUCUCUGUCCGCUAGUGCGAGACCAGAGCUUAAAGGUUUGGCCCACAAAGAAAUCCAAUGCAACAGUUGUGCUAGCCAAAGCUUGUUGUGCAACAAUUUUAGGCAAUGCAUUUGUGCUUUUUUGCACAAAAGUGUUUUGCCAGUGCAACAAGUUUACCGCUAAGUGACUUUAACUUUGCGCUACGUUGGAUACAACCCUAGGAAUCCUUUUUUCUGAUGUUUGAUUUCUUUGGUAGCUGCAUCUAGAUGAGUAUGUUUAGGAUAACAGUCUUAGGACUUGUCCACACUACCAACAGCUGUCUCCUUUGGAGUAGCUUUGACGGUCAAACAGGUUUAUAAAAUGGUUUACAUAUGUAGUGUAGAUGUAGUUCUAGAACUAGGAGAAAGAGGAGUGGCUGCAACUAGGCCUCCUUGUUGGAAGAAUAGGUUCUAAGAAAAGAGAUUUUAUAUUUCAUAGAGCUCAGAGUCUCACAGAUCACUUUUGCCUUCUCCCGUUGCCUGUGCAUCAUCUCUGUUCUUGCUUAGCCUCUCUUAUUUCAUCUUCCAAAUCUGUCCAAAUCAAACACACAAGCACCAAACAAAUGAAUUUGGGGGCACAUAAUUCUUUGGGGAGGCCCACACAACUGUACAUUGCAGUGGUUCUUGCAGCUAGUGUGCCUUCCAUGCGUAACAGCUGAACACUGCUGCAGAACUAAGACCCUCCAUUAAAAAAAGACCUCUCAUUGACAAUUUUCAAUUCAAAUGAAGCUCUGUGUGUCCCAAAACACAUGAAAUCCUGGGGGAAGGGCUUUCCAAACACUGAAACAAUUACAUAAUUAAAGGAACGUGGCCUGAAUCGCACAGUUAAGAGAUUCAUAUCACAUCACAUUGAUAUCAAAUUUUUAAAACUUUCCAUAGAGUAAACCAAAAGACGACCCCACAAUAAAGCUUUGGCUAACUUUGGUUAUUUUGAAGACCAAUUCUCAAUCUUCCUGAAUAUAUUGGAACUAACAAGAGGUGUAAUUUCAUGAACAUUCCAAAUUUCCCGUUGGUAUACGUGAGUGGAUGUGUCUGAAAGGUUGCACUUGCGAAAGGUAUCAAAAUACACAGUGAAAGUGAGCCUUGGAAGUUGCUUUGCCAGGACUAGUUCGUAGGGGUGGGGUGUAGGGCAUUUAGUUCCAUAUCUCACAUCACAUGGAUGAUCUUGGUUGCUUAUCUUACAAACAUGGGUAGCAACCAUAGUCUAUACUCGUGCCUUGGAUUUAGCACUGCAGAUCCGUGGGCAGUUGUUUAAAUAAGGCAGGCUGGAAGGCGAGGACCAUCCUGUUCUCUUAAGGGUGCUUCCCGACAGCCGUUUUUCCAGUGAUGGUAGCGACAAAACAGAAAGGGUAACAAACUACCUCAACGAAAAGGUACAUUCUAGCAGGAUGCCUGGGGUGUUUGGUGCUACCAUCGCUGGUUUCCUUCCACAGUUGUUCUGCCACUCGCGCAGAUUGUUCCAGUCUGCUUGGAGUUAGCAGCCAUCCAUCUGGGAUUAGCACAAGGACCUUCGUGAAUUGUGAGUGUUUGGCGAAGUGAUUUAGCAUGCCCGACGCUUAGAAAGAAACCUUUCCAAUCUAGAAGCUCUCAUAGCAAAUAAUUCUGCGCAGUUAAGUUUUGAAGUGUCUGGAUUAGUUGAUGUGCAUCAGAAUGUCAUCUCCUAUUGACACUGUGUACCGCAGGACAUUUCACAGUUCUAUGGAUUUGAGGCUGUGAAAGCCAUUUAUACUGUCAAGCAGGAGGGAAUACUACGGCUGAGAAUGGGCAUUGCAGUUGAGGGUGAAAGCCUCAUGUUGUACAGCAGGAAGAGGCAUUGAGGGUGGUACUGCUAGCUUGUGGAAUUAUGCUUGUGUAGAUGGGACCUCCACAAGGGAAUCGCCCUGUCUUUCCAUGUACUUCAACCAUUUUUUU